This is a messenger RNA of Prunus armeniaca (apricot), 315 nucleotides long. Lineage: Eukaryota; Viridiplantae; Streptophyta; Magnoliopsida; Rosales; Rosaceae. The record is from the annotation of a GenBank genome assembly.
AUGAAUGCCAUUGGCACUGCAAAUACUGCUUUUCCCAAAGUAGUAAGAGGAAAAAUUCCCAUAUCGCAGCAAAUUCAGAAGCUCGGGCUUGCAAGGAUUGGGAAGAUGAGAACACCCAUUUGCAUGCUUAUGCUUCUGGUUCUCUCUCACAUCGUGCGUGGUAGCAGAAGAGAGAGAGAGCAGCAGAUGAAAAAGACCUACAUCAUUCUUAUGGACAAGUCCAAAAUGCCUGCAAGUUUUGGCGACGACCAUUUCCAAUGGUAUGGCUCAUCUUUGAAAUCGCUGUCCAACUCAGCAGACAUGCUCUACACCUAA